AUGAAUAAACCUGCGCAGAUAUGGAAUGUAGAUGAGAGUGGUUUUAAUGAUGAUCCAGGUGGAAAAUCUGCAGUUGUGAAACGUGACACAGAGCAUCCUAAUUUAAUAUAUGGCAGUUCAGGAAAAUCUCAAACCAGGUUCUUCUGUGCACUUCGGCCUGCGGACGCUUUAGAUAAUGAUAUUCAUAUACUGACAUUACCGCCUCAUACAACACACGCAUUACAACCAUCAGAUGUUUAUACGUUAAAAAAUUGUCAAAACAGACUGGCGUCGUAUAUUACAUGA
Didymodactylos carnosus is the source of this 285-nucleotide messenger RNA. NCBI's taxonomy places the organism in Eukaryota, Metazoa, Rotifera, Eurotatoria, Philodinida, Philodinidae. The record is from the annotation of a GenBank genome assembly.